Molecule: messenger RNA, 2013 nt
Organism: Mesorhabditis spiculigera
Lineage: Eukaryota; Metazoa; Nematoda; Chromadorea; Rhabditida; Rhabditidae
Source: the annotation of a GenBank genome assembly
AUGGAUGUGAAUUCGCAUAUCUCGGCGGAGGGGGACAAUCAGGAUUUGACAGAAGAAAGGGGAAGAGGAGAUUUCUCAACGGAAGAAAUGGCUCGACUCGUUUAUGGAAGACAAUUGGCUGAGAAGAGGAGGAAAAUCACCGAAUAUGUCCAGAGGAAUCCUGUAUUACAUGACGCUGGCGAGCAGGCAUUUAUGACAAGGGAACAGAAAUAUGACGAUGCUGCUAGAAAGACCUCGGAAAUCUUCCGUCGUCUCGAAGAGUUUGGAACGUAUCCUGGAGAGGAGUCAUUUGCCCAUGUCAUCAAUGAGGUAAUCGGAAUCGAUGGCUACCCCCUAGCCCUCCAACAUGUCAUGUUUCUGCCUGCACUCCUUGGCCAGGGUGAUGAACAACUAAAAGCCAAAUACGCAGCCCGAGCGCAACGCGGGGAGAUUAUCGGAACGUACGCGCAGACCGAGAUGGGUCAUGGCACAAAUCUGCGUGCCCUGGAGACGACAGCCCAUUACGAUAAGAAAACGCAGGAAUUUGUGAUCAAUUCCCCCACUACCUCUUCCAUUAAAUGGUGGCCCGGAAACUUGGGAAAAUCGUCGAGCUAUGCAAUUGUGGCCGCCCAGCUCCAUAUUGACGGCAAAUCGAUCGGGCCGCAUAAUUUUUUGGUGCAAUUGAGAUGUGAAAAGACGCAUCAGCCGUUGAAAGGAAUUCUCGUCGGAGAUAUCGGCCCGAAAAUCAGCUACAACACGACGGAUAACGGGUUUUUAAAAUUGGACCAUGUGAGGAUACCUAGAGAGCAAAUGCUGAUGAAACACGCCAAGGUACUUCCAGACGGUACCUACGUGAAGCCGCCGCACGCCAAGAUUGGCUACGGCGCUAUGGUGCAUGUCAGAUCUCACAUGAUCCGCGCGCAGGCCCAUAUGUUGGCGAUGGCCAUCACAAUUGCCAUCAGAUAUUCGGCGAUCAGAAGGCAAGGAGAGAUCAGGAAUGGUGGCGGUGAGGUCAAAAUUCUGGACUACCAAACACAACAACACCGUCUAUUCCCGCAACUCGCCCGCACUUAUGCCUAUUUCUUUGCUGGAGCUGAAGUCGUGGCGCUUUACCAGAAAACACUCGAGAAAAUCGAUGAGGGAGAUGUAACGCUUAUGACGGAUCUGCACGCCGUCACCUCGGGGAUGAAGGCUGUCGUUUCGUUUGAGACCGGAAACGCAAUCGAACAGUGCCGUAUGGCUUGCGGUGGCCAUGGAUACAGCGCGGCCAGCCGUUUUCCAGAGAUUUACGGCGUGCAAAUCGGCGGUUGCACGUACGAGGGCGAGAAUAUGGUGAUGCUCCUUCAGCUGGCGAGAUAUUUGAUGAAAGCCGCCGAUCAAUGCCAGAAAGGACAGAAACUGUCGCCACUUUUGGAGUAUUUAAAGGGGAAGGAGAAGAAGUCGAGGUUGUCGGAUGCCGAGGAUAGGGAGAAACUCGUCAAGGCAUUCGAGUACGUCUCCCGUUCGGUCGUCUUCCGCGCCCACGAACGGCUAGCCGCGCUCCAGAAAAGUGGAAUGUCCGCAGAAGCUGCUUGGCAGGCGAACGCGGUCGAGAUGACGCGUGCUUCUCGUGCUCACACGCGCCUCUUCAUCGCCCAGGCCUUCCAUCAGAAAGUGUUGAGCGUGAAGACGGCCGACAGGAAGAUCAACAACGUCUUGGAUCAAUUAUGCGCGCUAUUCCUGAAUUAUGAACUUCUCGAUAUGAGCCAUUAUCUCUUGGAGGAUCAAUACAUGACGACAAAGCAGAUUGGCAUCAUCCGCGAGAAUGUCUAUCGUCUGCUGAAGGAUUUGAGGCCCAAUGUCGUAUCGCUGGUGGAUUCGUUCGAAAUUUCUGACCGCGAGCUGCGCAGCGUGCUCGGGCGGCGUGACGGAAAUGUGUAUGACAAUCUGCUGAAAUGGGCGCAGUCGAAUCCGCUGAAUAAGGAGGAUGUGCUGCCCGGCUUCAAGACCAGCCUGCAGCCGAUGAUGGCCAGAGCCCGCGAGGCCAGCAAGCUU